Messenger RNA from Plasmodium fragile, 1083 nucleotides. RefSeq lists its product as uncharacterized. The transcript is spliced from 3 exons. The record is from RefSeq and is a predicted model, not a curated record. Bases 1 to 1083 code for a protein of 360 amino acids. Lineage: Eukaryota; Apicomplexa; Aconoidasida; Haemosporida; Plasmodiidae.
AUGGCCGCAAAAUUAGGGGAUCUCUUAGCAAAUUAUGCACGGAAGAGGGCAAUGUGGAGACAGGAUGGAACAUAUGAGAAAGGAAUAUGGGAAGAUAUAAAAGAAAUAUUCAGUGAGUUAGAGGAGGCAUUAGGAAAACAUAAGAAAAUGAUGCAGCAGUUCUGUACAAUAAUUGUUACAGAUGACCACAGCAUCCGGAAGACAAUGAAGGCGCGUAUAUGCGUGGACAUUGUGAGCAUAUUUUCUUUCAUGAAUAAAAUGAAUAUCCUGGAGGGCCUGGAGACAGUGGAAACGAAGGUUGAAAAGGAAGGUGAGCUGUGGGAUUAUUUCAGGUGCAUGGUGGGGACUAUUGCAAUAGCGAAAUUACACAGCGGAAGCUGUGCAGCACGCGCCGCUGUCAAGGAGAUAGUUCAUAAAGUGAACGAAAUUGGUCUGGAAGGCGGACAUGGAGAUCCGCGGGAAGUGUGUGCAGGACUGGAUUAUGAUACCUUAAAAAUAGGCUCAACGUUUUUUGGGAAAACAAUGGGAGAUUGGAUAAACACAUGGAAGCAAAUACACUAUGGAAGAGUAAAUUCACGUGAGGGCAAUAAGGAUUGUGAGGGCGCGACAGGACAAAGAUCACAGGAGAAUGCACAAAAGAAAGUGCACGAUGAACCUGUAAUGACAGCAUUGGAGGAUGGUACUGUACAUAGUAUAAGGAAAAUGAUUGAGAAUAAGGAGGCUAUAGGCGAUGAUCAGAAAAAGAAAAUAAUGGAAGAAUUCAAAAAUACAGGAACGGGAGGGGAGGCAUGGAAGAAAAUAUUGGACGAUAUAGGACCAGGGAAAACGUCAGUCACACCAGCCGCCGCUGAAAAACCCUUGCACCCUGCAAACCCAGGAGCUACAACAACGCCGGCAACAGCAUCACCACAGGGACCGACAGCGGCGGCCACGAUAAGUGCAUCCGUAACGAGUGCGGAGCGUACCGGUCGCAUGAGCCCAGGUGUAGACGACGUGUGUGUGUGCGGCGACGGCCACCACGGCAGCAGUAGCGGCGACGAGGAUGAUUGGAGUGUGCAGUAUACGAACUUAUGGAAUACAUAG